GGAGGAAGGUCGCCGCCUGGGCGCAAUCCGGCGGGCGGCCUGGGGGAAGAGGGCGGCGAAGCCAUGCGCGCCGUGGUCACGUCCGCGCCCAACGCGUCCUGGUGGGCGCCGGCCAACGCGACGGUCUGCCCGGGCUGUGGCGCCGACGCCUCCGACGGCCGGGCCCCUGUGCCGCGGCCGGUGGACGCCUGGCUUGUGCCGGUUUCCUUCGUGGCGCUGAUGCUGCUCGGGCUGGCAGGGAACUCGCUCGUCAUUUUCGUCAUCUGCCGCCACAAGCAGAUGCGGACGGUGACCAACUUUUACAUAGCCAACUUGGCGGCCACGGACGUGACCUUCCUGUCGUGCUGCGUGCCCUUCACGGCCCUGCUCUACCCGCUGCCCGCCUGGGUGCUGGGCGACUUCAUGUGCAAGUUCGUCAACUACAUGCAGCAGGUCUCGGUGCAGGCCACGUGCGCCACCCUGACGGCCAUGAGCGUGGACCGCUGGUACGUGACCGUGUUCCCACUGCGCGCCCUGCGCCGCCGCACACCCCGCCUGGCUCUGGCGGUCAGCCUCGGCAUCUGGGUGGGCUCGGCCACCGUGUCCGCGCCGGUGCUCGCCCUGCACCGCCUCUCGCCCGGGCCGCGCACCUACUGCAGCGAGGUCUUCCCCAGCCGGGCCCUGGAGCGCGCCUUCGCGCUCUACAACCUGUUGGCGCUCUACCUGCUGCCGCUGGUCGCCACCUGCGUCUGCUACGGGGCCAUGCUGCGCCACCUGGGCCGCACCGCCGUGAGCCCCGCGGCCGCCGAGGGCGCCCUGCAGGGCCGGCUGCUGGCAGAGCGGGCUGGCGCCGUGCGGGCCAAGGUCUCGCGGCUGGUGGCCGCGGUGGUCCUGCUCUUCGCCGUCUGCUGGGGCCCCAUCCAGCUGUUCCUGGUGCUGCAGGCGCUGGGCCCGGCGGGCGCCUGGCACCCGCGCAGCUACACCGCCUACGCGCUCAAGAUCUGGGCGCACUGCAUGUCCUACGGCAACUCGGCGCUGAACCCGCUGCUCUACGCGUUCCUGGGCUCCCACUUCCGGCAGGCCUUCCGCCGGGUCUGCCCCUGCGCCCCGCGGCGGCCCGCCCCCGCCGCCCCCCCGACGGAGCUGCGCCGCCUGGCCCCCGAAGCCCGGGAGAGUGCGGGUGUCCUGAGGGAGCGUCCGGCCCCAAUCCGGGCGGAUUCUGCGGGGAGAGAGCUGGGCCCCUGUGGGACAGGUGCCGUUUGA
Messenger RNA from Lynx canadensis (Canada lynx), 1242 nucleotides. RefSeq names its product KISS1 receptor (gene KISS1R). Gene Ontology annotation, cellular component: membrane. Gene Ontology annotation, molecular function: G protein-coupled peptide receptor activity. The transcript is spliced from 5 exons. NCBI's taxonomy places the organism in Eukaryota, Metazoa, Chordata, Mammalia, Carnivora, Felidae. Gene Ontology annotation, biological process: neuropeptide signaling pathway. The record is from RefSeq and is a predicted model, not a curated record. Bases 64 to 1242 code for a protein of 392 amino acids.